Molecule: messenger RNA, 1767 nt
Organism: Thelazia callipaeda (thelaziosis nematode)
Lineage: Eukaryota; Metazoa; Nematoda; Chromadorea; Rhabditida; Thelaziidae
Source: the annotation of a GenBank genome assembly
AUGUUCCGGAAACCGUUUACUCGUAGAAGUGAGGUGUCUCUGCGGAAUACGGAAAAGUUAGUCGCCUUGUUACCUCUUCAACUUAUUAGUCUACUAAUAGUUGAAGGAAAGACACUGCUGUCUGAUUUGCCAACACCUAUCGAUGGUAUCACUACAAAAUCUUCAAUUUCCUUAGUGCGCGUCGUAUGCCAUGAUGGAUCAUUUGCAAGUGUUUUCACUUUUGAGAAAGAACCGCUGUUGUUUUAUUUUCCGAAUAACAAAAUACUGUUCCCAACCGUUUACCUUACAAGGAAGGCACCGGAAACGUUUCCUGUACUCGUAAUUAAUAGAUUGGUGUUCGAAAAAUUACAAAAUGGAGCAGAUCUAUUUCUUCAAGGUGUAAUAAGACCAUUACGGAAAACUAAGGAAUUUGGUAAACACGAACCAAUCGCAAUAUCUGUACAAACGUCAUCAAAUGAGAUUUGGGGUCCAGUAGCUGUUGGAUAUUCCUUAAUAUCAUCAAUGGAAAUGAUUGCCAGUGGUAUGCAAGGGCCUGGUGUUCGUGUGGUUCAUUUCUAUGCAGACUAUCUGUGGUUAGUUCUUGGUGCGAAAAUGGGAAGUCUAACUCAGCCUUUGACGGUUACGGUAAAUGAAUCUUCCACAAUUCCUACGUUUACGAUAAAUAAAAGCUUUGACAAAGAAUUUCCACCUCUGGGUAAUUUAGUAUUGGAAGAUAAUGAAAGUGUCAGUGACUCAACUGAACCAUGGAAUAAGAUUUCUGAGCAAGAGCAGCAAAUAUCAGUUCUUAUUUCAAAAGAAGAACAAAGUGAUAGAGAGGCAAAAAGCUUGAAUUCAGUGGAAAUAUUACUGAAGCGUUGUUUUCUGGCUGCUCUGAAAUAUCGUGUUACAAAGAAGAAACAGCUACCUUUGGAUAUUGGGGAAUUCUAUUCAUGCUACCUUCUCCCAUGUGUGCCAUCAAAUCAACGAAUUGACUUGAAAAAAACUGAAUAUAAAAAAUUCAGCACUUUUAUAAAAAGUAUCAAUGAAGGUAAAGAUGGACCGGUUAUCUCUCUCACAGCCAGCAAAAAAAAGUCGGAUAUGAUUUCGAAGGUUAAUUGGGAGCAUCCACUGUUGAAAAAUUUUAAGUUAACAGACGAAAGAAUCCAUGAUAUAGCAGCUGAUGAGAAACUAAUUCACAUUGAUGAGUACUUAUCUGUUACGGAACUUGUGUUGGCAAUUUUUCAAGGCUAUGGAAAAGGUGAUUUAGUCGAUAAAACGCAAGCAAGAGAAGUCAUCAUAACAUACAUAAAAUACAAGAAUCCGACAAGAAAGGGUGAGUUAAUUGUACCAGUCGAUCCCAUACUAGUAUCACUUUUGCCCUCUUCUGCACCACUGGAUUGGAAUACUUUGAUUCAGAUAGUUUUGUCAAAGAUGACCAAAACAUACAAAAUUAUUUGGACUGACGGACGACAGCUGAUACGGAAAUCGAGAUUGCCGAAAAUCGUAUUCAAGAUUGAAAGUCGUAGUGGUAACAAGCAAGUUACAUUGGUAAAUAAUUUGAGUGUAUUUGGAAUCGAUCACAAGAGGUUUUGUCAGAAAAUACAAGCCAUUGUGGCUGCAGGUGCUUGUGUGGUUGAUAGCGCUAUUGACUGUGAAGGUCCGCAAAUUCUUGUUCAAGGAAAUCAGAUUUUCUUCAUCAGCAACAUUCUUCUUAAAUACGGCAUUGAGAAGAAAUAUAUGACAGGUCUCGAACUCAUCCCAAAGAAACAGCAGCAGUUAUGCUGUUGA